This is a messenger RNA of Ylistrum balloti, 2322 nucleotides long. Its product is annotated as carboxyl-terminal PDZ ligand of neuronal nitric oxide synthase protein-like. Bases 43 to 2142 code for a protein of 699 amino acids. The record is from RefSeq and is a predicted model, not a curated record. Gene Ontology annotation, molecular function: nitric-oxide synthase binding. NCBI's taxonomy places the organism in Eukaryota, Metazoa, Mollusca, Bivalvia, Pectinida, Pectinidae. The transcript has 10 exons.
GCUUGUGAUUGAUGGCAUGGGGAAUUUGUAGGAGGGAUAAAAAUGCUAUCUAAGCGACACUAUGACCUUGUUUCGGAAGAUGGGUAUGACACACGGAUUCCCCUUCACAACGAGGAUGCUUUCCAACAUGGAAUACACUUUCAAGCAAAGUAUAUUGGGACAUUGGAUGUGCCCAGACCUAGCAGUCGUGUUGAAAUUGUGGCAGCCAUGCGUAGAAUCAGGUAUGAAUUUAAGGCCAAAGCGAUAAAGAAAAAGAAAGUAUACCUGAACAUUUCAACAGAUGGCGUGAAAAUAACUCUACGCAACAAACGCAAGAAAUCACUCGGUGGACGGAUUACAGAAGAGAAGAUAUUGGUGAUGCAUCAUCCUAUUUUCAGAAUUUUCUAUGUGUCACAUGACUCACAGGAUUUGAAGAUCUGGAGCUACAUAGCUAGAGAUGGACCGACCAAUGUGUUCAAGUGUAAUGUCUUCAAGGCUUACAAAAAGAGUCAGGCAAUGCGAAUUGUCCGCACAAUUGGCCAGGCUUUCGAGGUUUGUCACAAGUUAACGAUCCAUCAUGCUGCCCAAACCACAGAUCCAGAACGUAGCAGCCAUUUCUCGGAUGAUUUAGAAGCAGGAGAUUCAAAACUAGUGAAAGACAAGAAGGACGCUAAAGACGAGAAGAAACACCUUACCACGGGCAACAGUCCAUUGAAGGGCGAGGGCAAGGUCAUACCCCCGGCUGAACUUGCCCUCCAACAAGCUCAGGACCUACUUAUCACUAUGGCAGCAAAGUCACCAGUGAAACGUAAGGGCAAGUCAUCACCACUUCACACCACAGGGGAUGAAGGUGGUGUUUAUCCAGCAAGUGUCCAACACCAUGUUCAGCUAUUACAAGACCAUGUGGAGCAAAACCAACACCACACACAAGUGGCACUGGCUCAGGUCCAUCUUCUCAAGGACCAGCUGGCAGCGGAGACUGCUGCUAGGAUUGAGUCUCAAGCACGAGCUCACCAGUUGUUGGUCCACAAUAGAGAAAUCCUACAACACAUGGCUGAACUGGUUAAUAGGUUACAUGAGCUGGAGAUACAGGUCAAGGGGACAUCUGCUUCCAUGGAAACUCUUCUUCCACCACCAUCACAGUUACCGUUUGCUAUGUUACCUGACCCAACCACUCCCCAGGUGGGGCCGUUGUACACACCUGACCAACAGGAUUUAGACAGUUCUUAUAUGGGUUCAAUGACAGACUCCUCAUCUUUUAUACGGAACAAUAAGUCUGACUUUGAUACAGACUCUCCGGAUAGUGGACAUAAAGAAAUGUCAACAGAAAAUUUGUCCAAACCAGACAGUGCGUAUUGGCAACACAUCAUGCAUGGACAGCCUGUUUCUUUUAGUUCGCCGGAUGGAUUUUACGGGGAACCUGUUGGGCAGUUUGGUGAUCUAUCCUCUGUGACAGGCAAUCCAUUUGCCAAUGGCUUUAAUGAUAAUGUGGAGAGUUAUUAUCCCCAGAACUCAAAUGAGGAGCAUCUUAAAAUCAUUACACCCUUGCCACAUCAAGAUGCUAGUGGGAACAAACUUGAACUCAAACUGACCAAGACCCCUAAGAUUGCACCACCACCUGAAUUCCGAAACUCAAAAUCAUAUAGGGAUUCAACAAUUUCGCAAGUAAGCAUGGAUAGCAUUACUUCACAAGAACUAAGCCUGUUAAUGAAAGGAGACAGUGAUUAUUUCUCCACAGUUACCAGUUCGUCAAGCUCUCACCUGAAUGAGAAUAGUUUAAACAACAAUAACAAAAGUUUGGCAGGUCGCAAUGGGAGUUCAGAUUUAGACAAUGUUAACUCACAAAACAAUAAUUCAGAAUCUGCUUUCAAAGGUAACGACUUGUCAGCAGACUUUGUGACGACGUCUGACAUUCAGUAUAUUGACAAUCGGGAAGUGCGUGCCACAGCCACCACUAAACACAAAAUAUCACCGGAAAUAUGUGACAUGGACCCACAAACUAAUGUUUUGCCAUCAACGGAUGCCUCUCCUCAGAGCACCCUCAGCAAGGAGGCAGGACAUGUGGAGGAGGCACAAAUCAAAAUCAAAGUUCCCCCUCCACCUCCACCUCCUCGUAAAAUUGACUCUCUCACUUUCGAGGAGUUUGAAAAUCUUGUAUCCUGAAUUUAACUUUUGACCUUUAACCUCUGUUUGCACAUUUGCAUUAGAGUUGAAAGUUGAAAUAAUAAUAAAGUACUCCGGAUUUGUUCCUGAAGGCUUGUGUUAAAGGGCACAAUCAUGUCAAAGAUUUUCUGUAAGCUCUUCCUCUAUUUUCACAUUUACAAACCAGAUAUUUUCGUUAAA